AUGAGCUCGGAGGAGGUUGUUCCACUAAUUAAUGAUUCGCCACAAGAUAGGUAAGUUUUUUAAUUGAUAAAAUCUAGAAAAAGUUGUAUCCCUCCAAAUCUCACUAUUUUUCAGUAAUCUCUCAUAUUACACUGACGAUGCAGGUGAAUCCGAAUACAUCACCGAAUAUGGCGAUGGUUCACAAGCAGCUCAACGAGCCCACCGACCAACUGGUGCAACAGUAACAUGCCGUGUUUGUGAUGCUUCAGUUCAAUUAGAAGGCCGAAAUACACAACAUGUUGUAAAAUGUCAUAAUUGUGAUGAAGCGACACCAAUUCGACCAGCUCCACCUGGAAAAAAAUAUGUGAGAUGUCCCUGCAAUUGUUUAUUGAUUUGUAAAGCAUCGUCGACGAGAAUUGCGUGUCCCAGGAAUAAUUGCAGACGGGUUAUCACUUUGGGUGAGUUUUGGGGUAUUUAAAUUUAGUAUUUUUUGAAUAUUUUGAGCCUAAAACCCCAUGUUUUCAGAUACUGCCGGUCAACGUGAUCCAGCUAGUGCAAUUCGUGCUCCAACUGGAAGUUGUCGUGUUUCCUGCGCCCACUGUAAUGAGAUUUUUCUUUUCAACACUUUGACUAACUCUUUGGCAACUUGUCCGCAUUGUAGAAAACAGUGAGUAUUUUGAGAGGAGAGGGGAAUUUGGAAAAUUGGCGUAGAAAAAUUUCAAGAACUUCAAAAUGAGUCGAAAAAGUUUCAGAUUUUUACCGAAAAAAAAACCAUUUCGCAUAAAUCCCUUUUUUUGCAGUUCGGCAGUUGGUCCAUUUGCUCGCCGUCGAUCAAUAUUAUUUUUUGUUCUAGCCGCAGUUUUGGCCAUUUUCUCAGUUUUGUUCACACUUUUAACCAAACAAUCGGUGAGUUUUUAUCUGAAAAUUUUUGAAGUUUUCAUCAAAAAUCACAAUUUUCACAUGAAACUCUCUUAUUUUUGCAGGGCCUCUCACGUGUUUUGAUCUAUCCAGCCUGGGUUCUUCUGUACUUUGUUACAGUACUCGCCGGAUAUAAAUCGUUUAAUUAUUGGAUGACACCAGCAAGUCAUGUUAUUGGACCAUUGUAAGUUAUUUUUGGAGAAAAUGUUGUUUUUAUUUUUGAGAAGAAAAACUAAAAUUCUGACUUAUUGAAUUUGAGAUUUUUUGAUAGAAAAAAUUAAAAAAAAGAUUUCUUACGUUUCAAAAUUUUUUCAUAUUUUCAACAGAAUUUCACAAAAAUGAUUCUUUAGUUACUUACUAUUUUUAACAUCCGAAAAUUCAGCAAAAAUGUUGAUUUACUUUGAAAAUUUUUGAAAGAAAACGGCCCAAUUUUUAGGGCUGGAAGCCCUGUAAAAAACUCAAACACAAUUCAUUUGUUUCCAGAGAAAGCGUCUGA
This is a messenger RNA of Caenorhabditis angaria, 1393 nucleotides long. The record is from the annotation of a GenBank genome assembly. Lineage: Eukaryota; Metazoa; Nematoda; Chromadorea; Rhabditida; Rhabditidae.